Messenger RNA from Fundulus heteroclitus (mummichog), 1594 nucleotides. It is a transcript of the gene pax10, whose product is annotated as paired box 10. Gene Ontology annotation, biological process: anatomical structure development; regulation of transcription by RNA polymerase II. The record is from RefSeq and is a predicted model, not a curated record. Gene Ontology annotation, molecular function: RNA polymerase II cis-regulatory region sequence-specific DNA binding; DNA-binding transcription factor activity, RNA polymerase II-specific. Bases 111 to 1511 code for a protein of 466 amino acids. The transcript is spliced from 8 exons. Lineage: Eukaryota; Metazoa; Chordata; Actinopteri; Cyprinodontiformes; Fundulidae.
AGGCAAAACCGAUUACAAACGAAGCACUAAAUACAGAUUUAAGCCGAUCCAACACAGUCUGGUCUGAAAAUACUUCCCUGCUGAUUUUGCUCAGUAUUUAUGUGUAAUUUAUGGCUAAAAUUGAACCCCAUCAUCUAUUUAUCAUCCCCUAUCUUUCCAUUAUCUGUGCUUUAUGCUCCACUCUCUCAGCCUCCCCCCCUCCUCCUCUCGCUGGCAUUAAGUUCAAACUUGACACUGAUGUUGACUCACUUUGUCACCCCUCGGUGGCUCCCUCUCCCUUCCUCUCUUCCUCUUCCUCUCUCUCCCCAUCGCUCGGAGGACACGAGUGCCCGCAGACGCAUUUCUCUCCAGAGCCCACCCUCCCUCCAUCCCUCUCCUCCCUCUUUCACUCUAUCUCACCCUGUCCAACUCUCUUCAUCUUUCUCCCUGCGCUCUCCUUCCCAACACACACACACACGCAGUUGUCAGCAAAGCCGGACGUUGGGGGAAUAAAGGUCCACCGAGGAGGAGAGGAACUCUCAGGACCCCCGUCUCGUUCUACCUGCUCAACUUGCGGAUCCAAGGAGGCGGAGAGGAGCAAACAGGGGCGAUCACACGCAAAGGACCGGGGCUCCUUCAUUUCUCUCCAUGGUGGUCUGGACGCUCGUAGCAUGUAUGAGAAGUUAACCAUGCUGAACCUGCAGAGUGGCUCCAACUGGAGCGGGCCCAACAACUGGUACCAUGACCCCACCGGCGUUCAGACGCAACACAGCACAGUGUCCGAGGGCUGCAUGCUGGACACAGAGGGCAGCAUGGGGGGAGAGGCGGGGGGAGGAGGAUCUGGAAGAGGGGGAGGAGGAGGAGGAGUCCCUGUGGAGCGGGACGAAGGCGAGGAGUCUCAGCUGAGGCUGCAGCUCAAGAGGAAGCUACAGAGGAACAGGACCAGCUUCACACAGGAGCAGAUCGAGGCUCUGGAGAAAGAGUUUGAAAGGACACAUUACCCAGAUGUGUUCGCCAGGGAGCGGCUGGCGAACAAGAUCGACUUACCUGAGGCCAGGAUACAGGUGUGGUUUUCCAACCGGAGAGCCAAGUGGCGGAGGGAGGAGAAGCUGCGCAACCAGAGGAGGUCGGGCGGCGUCACCUCCUGCUCGCAGAGCCAGGCCCCACUGAGCACCUCCUUCAACACGUCCGUCUACCACCAUCAGCAGCACGGCAGCAGCUCAGGGUCCAUGUUGAGCCAGACGGAGUCGUCCCUGCCCAGCUACAGCUCGCUGUCUGUUUUCUCACCUGGAGUCCAGUCUAUUCCUCCCCAGUCAGCCUCCUCGUACUCCUGCAUGUUACCUCCAUCACCCUCUGCGCCCCGCAGCUUUGACUCGUCGGCGUACUCCUCCCCUCACCUGCAGACUCCGCCCUCAGCCAGCUCCAACACAGGGCUCAUAUCACCCGGGGUUUCGGUGCCGGUCCAGGUCCCAGGAACUGAGCCGCAGAGUAUGAGUCAGAACCUGGGGCAGUACUGGGCCAGAUUACAGUGAGCUCCAGACGAUCGCUGAUGGACAGAAGGAGGAGGAGGAUGAGGAAGAGGAGGAGGAAGAAGGGCAUGUAAAAGUCCUGUCAA